Rotaria sp. Silwood2 is the source of this 4185-nucleotide messenger RNA. The record is from the annotation of a GenBank genome assembly. Lineage: Eukaryota; Metazoa; Rotifera; Eurotatoria; Philodinida; Philodinidae.
AUGAGACGAACAUUGUAUCUUGAUCAUCAAACCAAUUGUAUUUUCUUUUUAGAGCCAAUAUGCCCCUUUCUGUUAGAGUCUCAAACUCAAGAUUGGAUUGGUGUCGAAGGACGUCAGCUACCAAUUGCAUUAGGAGAUUUCAAUAAUGAUAAUCAGUUAGAUAUCAUCGUUACUCAACGCGACAAUAAUAAAAUAAAUAUCUUCUUGGGAUACGGAAAUGGAGCGUUUCCAGCGAAACCAACGACAUCAGUAACAUCUUCUUCUCUUCCAUACUUCAUUGCAGUUGGUGAUUUUAAUAAUGAUAGUUGGUUGGAUUUUGCCAUUGCUAAUUAUGAUCACAAUAAUAUAGGUAUUUUUCUCGGCUAUGGUAAUGGAACUUUCACAAAUGAAAACAUACAUUCAACUGGUUCUUCUCGUCCGCUUUCGCUCUUGAUUCAUGAUUUCAACAACGACAAAAAAUUAGAUAUUGUUUUCGCUAACGAUGGCACCAACAAUAUAGGUGUACUGCUGGGAUCUGAUAACGGAAAUUUUACCAACCAGAUGAUGUUUUCAACUGGUUUUGAUUCUCUUCCUCGCGCGGCCAUCGCUGGUGAUUUCAACAGCGACAAUCGAUCAGAUAUCGCUGUCGCCAAUUCUGGCACUAACACUAUUGGAGUUUUUCUAGGAUAUGGCAACGGAACUUUUUCAAACCAAACUAAAUAUCCAACAGGUGGUCAUCCUAUUUCAUUGGCCGUUGGCGAUUUCAACAACGACACCCGACUGGAUAUCGUUGUAAUCAACUAUGGUACUAAUGUACAAGUACUUCUUGGGAAUGACAAUGGAACGUUCACAAGCCAAGCCACGUAUGUAACAGGCUUCGGUUCUUAUCCUAGUUCGGUAGCUGUGCGUGACUUUAACAAAGACGGUCGACUCGAUAUCAUAGUCGCCAAUGGUGGUACUAACAAUCUAGGUCUCUUUCUCGGAUAUGGUGAUGGAACCUUCGAAAACCAACGGUUAUAUCCUAUAUAUAAUGGGGCUCCACACAUACUUGACGCUGGAGAUUUGAACAAUGAUAAUUGGAUAGAUGUUGUCGUUGCUAUUGAUAGCUCUUAUAACGUGGGUGUCUUUCUUGGGGGCCCAGAUAAAAAUUUUACCAAUCUUACAACAUAUUCAACCGGUGGCCAAUCUGAUCCGUACUCCGUUGUCGUGGGCGAUCUCGAUAAUGACUCACGGCUGGAUAUUGUUGUAGCAAAUUAUUAUAGUUACGAAGUAGGUGUGUUUCUUGGACAAGGCAACGGAAAUUUCGGUGCAAGAAUGACAUAUUCAACGGGGUCAUAUUCUUACCCGACUUCGGUUGCCGUUGGGGAUUUUAACAACGACAUUCAGCUGGAUAUCGUUGUAGCCAAUUCUGGUACUGGCAACAUAGGCAUUUUUCUUGGAUAUGGCAAUGGAACGUUUUCAAAGCAAACUACAUAUCCAACAGGAUGGAGUUCUAAGCCAAUGUCGGUUGCCGUUGGGGAUUUUAACAACGACAUUCAGCUGGAUAUCAUUGUCGCCAAUGCUGGCACUGACAACAUAGGCAUUUUUCUUGGAAAUGGCAAUGGGACGUUUUCAAAUCAAACUACAUAUCCAACGGGAUCGAAUUCUGAGCCGACCUCUGUCGCCGUUGAUGACUUUAACAGCGAUAACCGGCUUGAUAUCGUUGUCGCCAAUGCUGGCACUGACAACAUAGGCAUUUUUCUUGGAAAUGGCAAUGGGACGUUUUCAAAUCAAACUACAUAUCCAACGGGAUCGAAUUCUAAUCCGAAAUCGGUCACCAUUGGUGAUUUGAACAACGACGCUCGAUUGGAUCUUAUUGAAGCCAAUUUCUACAGUAACGACAUAGGUGUGCUCCUUGGAAAUGACGAUGGAACUUUUUCUACUCAAACAAUAUAUUCAACUGGAUGGGAUUCUUACCCGAUAUCAGUCGCUAUUGGUGAUUUCAACGGCGACAAUCGAUUGGACAUAGUAGUUGCACUUUAUUAUUAUUUCUCUAUAGGUAUCUUUCUUGGAUAUUAUAAUUCACCUUUUACAGUUCCUGUAAUGUAUUCAACUGGCUCACUUCAUACACCGUUUGCACUCACGGUUGCAGAUUUUGAUAGUGACGAUCAAUUGGAUCUCGUUGCCACUAAUUAUGGUGACGGUAAUGUAGCCAUUUAUCACAAUUUUGCAAAUGGAACAUUCCAAAGUUCUAAGUUAUAUUCAACGGGCUACAUCACUGGUCUGUCUUCUAUUGCGGUUGGUGACUUCAAUAACGAUCGUCAAGUGGAUGCGGUAGUUGCUAAUUAUGAAAAUGACAAUAUUGCCUUCUUUCUCGGAUUCGGAAAUGAAAGUUUUGGGGACGUCAUAUCAUACACAACUGGGCUUUAUUCUGGUCCCUGUUCAGUUGCCGUUGGUGAUUUCAAUAACGAUGGCCGGUUGGAUAUUGUUAAUGCCAAUAAUGCCGAUAACAGUAUAAUUUUAUUUCUUCAUUAUGGCUUCGGAGCCUUUGUGAACAAGAAAAAAAUGUACUCAACGGCUUCUGAUAAACCCUCUCGAUCGGUUGCCUUUGGUGAUUUCAACAACGAUACUCGAAUGGAUUUGGUUGUAGCUAAUUACGAAAGUUUCACUAUUACUGUGCUACUUGGAAAUAGUGAUGGAGCUUUCUCGAACCAAACUACAUACUUUACUGGACCUGAAUCUUCUCCGUAUUCGGUUGCAGUUGGUGAUUUCAACAAUGACGCACGACUGGAUAUUGCUGUCGCCAAUAAGUGGACUUUUAAUGUAGGUAUUUUUCUUGGACAUGGUGACGGGACGUUUUCCGAUCAAAGCACAUACCCAACGGGACCGAAUUCUAAACCAACCACGGUCGCUGUUGGUGAUUUCAAUAAUGAUACUCGACUCGACAUCGUUGUAACCAAUUAUGGUGGUUACAGUAUAGGUGUGCUUCUUGGCAAUGGCGACGGAACGUUUUCGAAUCAAACCGAAUACCAGACUGGCUAUUAUUCGUGGCCAUGGGGAAUUGCGGUUGGUGAUUUCAACAACGACGCUCGACUGGAUGUCGUUGUAAGUAAUCAAUAUGGUGACAAUAUCGGUGUAUUUCUUGGAAAUGGUGAUGGGACUUUUUCCGAUCAAACCGCAUACCGUACCGGAGAGAAAUCUUUGCCGAUUGGGAUUGCCGUUGGUGACUUUAACAACGAUAGUAGACUGGACAUUGUUGUAGCCAAUUAUGGUGGUGAUAAUGUAGGUGUGUUUCUUGGCAAUAGCAAUGGAACGUUUUUCAACCAAAGCAAGUAUUCAACUGGUUAUGUGUCUGGUCCGUAUUGGGUUGUCGUUGGUGAUUUCAACAACGAUGCUCAACUGGAUAUUGCUGCCGCUCUCUCUCUUUCUGACAACUUAGCGAUCUGCUUCGGAGAUGGAAAUGGAUCUUUCAGUAGCCCAACAACGUUUGGGACUGGUACUUCAACUUAUCCGUGGUAUUUGAUAGUGAAUGAUUUCAACUAUGAUAACUGGCUUGAUGUAGCCAUCGUCUUUGGAAAUGUUGGUGGUGUCACUGUUUUGUUGGGAGAUAGAAAUAGAAUGUUUCUAGUACCUAUGAAAUAUUCAACUGACCCAAAUUCUGCUCCACAAACUAUUGUUGUUGGAGAUUUCAAUAACGAUAAACAUUUGGAUGUAGCUGUUGCAUGUAGCAAGAGUAAUAAUGUAGGUUUAUUUUUUGGAUAUGGUGAUGGACGUUUUUCAAACCAAGUAACAUACUCAACUGGUGCUGAUUCUCAGCCGUGGUCAAUUGCUGUGGGUGAUCUCAACAACGAUACUCGACUCGAUAUUGUAGUGACAAAUCGUAAUAGUAACAAUAUAGGAGUUUUUCUUGGACUUGUAAAUGAAACGUUUAGCAAUGUAAUGACGUAUUCAACCGGUUUGCUUUCUGAUCCUAUAUCCGUCGUUAUUCUGGAUUUUAAUAGGGACGAUAAAUUAGACAUUGCUGUUGCCAACAAUCUUGCCAACAGUAUCAGCAUAUUUCAAGGAUAUGGGGACGGAACAUUUUUGAACCCAACGGCAUACUUAACUGGUUAUAAUUCUCAUCCAGUUUGGAUCGUCGUCGGUGACUUCAAUAAGGAUGACUGGAUGGAUAUUGCUGUGGCCACCUUAGGUACAAAAAAUGUAAAAUUCCUUUUAAAAUCAUGUUAA